AUGGUGUUACAGUACAUUUUGGUACAGAACCGACAGGGCAAAACGCGACUUGCCAAGUGGUACAAUGCGUAUUCGGACACGGAAAAAAUCAAAUUGAUGGGAGAGGUGCAUCGGCUGGUGGCCGCCCGAGAUCAGCGAUACCAGAGCAAUUUUGUGGAGCUGGGCAACUACAAGGUCAUCUACCGCCGGUACGCGGGACUUUUCUUUUGCAUUGUGGUCGACGAAUCCGACAAUGAGCUCUUCUACCUGGAGGCCAUCCAUCUGUUUGUGGAGGUGCUGGACACGUUUUUCGGCAACGUUUGCGAGCUGGAUCUUGUCUUCAACUUCUACAAGGUGUAUGCGAUCCUCGACGAGGUGUUUCUGGCCGGCGAGCUCGAAGAAACCAGCAAAAAGGUCGUUCUGGCUCGACUCGAGGAGAUUGACAAGGCCAGUUAG
This is a messenger RNA of Yarrowia lipolytica CLIB122, 435 nucleotides long. RefSeq lists its product as uncharacterized. The record is from RefSeq and is a predicted model, not a curated record. Gene Ontology annotation, biological process: clathrin-dependent endocytosis; protein transport. Gene Ontology annotation, molecular function: clathrin-cargo adaptor activity. NCBI's taxonomy places the organism in Eukaryota, Fungi, Ascomycota, Dipodascomycetes, Dipodascales. Gene Ontology annotation, cellular component: AP-2 adaptor complex; intracellular membrane-bounded organelle.